This is a messenger RNA of Penicillium chermesinum, 1065 nucleotides long. RefSeq lists its product as uncharacterized. The transcript has 6 exons. The record is from RefSeq and is a predicted model, not a curated record. Bases 1 to 1065 code for a protein of 354 amino acids. NCBI's taxonomy places the organism in Eukaryota, Fungi, Ascomycota, Eurotiomycetes, Eurotiales, Aspergillaceae.
AUGGCGCACAAUGUUCCGAAUACCACCGGCCAAGUGGAUCUUCCGAUGAUUGAUCUCUCCCAUCCGGACGGGGUAGGUAGUGGGAAAGCUUUGCUUGAUGCAGCAGUGAAGUACGGGUUUCUCUACGUCGAUAGCCGGACUUGUGCCUUUUCAGGCAGCGAUAUAGAUCAGAUGUUUGCUAUCUCAGAGGAAUUCUUCGGUCUAUCUACCGCCGAAAAGCUGCCGUUCCGAAGAGGCGCAAAUAACCGAGGCUGGGUGGGCAUGCAUGUAGAGACGCUCGAUCCAGAGCAUCAUGAGAAAGGAGAUUUCAAAGAAGCCCUCAAUAUCGGGGAACUCGAGAAUGGCACGCUUCAACAACCGCUGCCCUCUUGUACGGCUGCACAUGAGCGAACAAUCGCCCGCUUUACGGAACUUUGCAAUCAAACCUGCAGCCAGAUUCUCCAAUUCCUUGCUCACGGCCUCGAGAUCCCUGGUGACUACUUCACUUCCCGUCACGAUCCAUCGCAUGGUGCGACGGGGAAUUCCUUGAGACUUCUAUACUAUCCCGCCAGCAUCACGUCGUACAGAUCGGGUAAAGAUAUCCGGGCAGGGGCCCAUUCGGACUAUGGGAGCAUCACAUUAUUGUUCCAACGUCCGGGCCAGCCGGGGCUAGAGAUCAAAACGGCGCCGGAGUCUGAAUGGGCGCCCGUGCCAGUCUACCCCGACACGCCAACCGACUAUCCGUUCCCGCCAAUCCUGGUAAACAUCGGCGAUAUGCUGAGUUAUUGGACGGAUGGAUUGCUCAAGUCAACGAUCCACCGGGUGGUCUUCCCCCAUGAAGCCCAAAGAGAGGGCGCGAAUGACCGUCAAGAUCGAUAUAGUAUUGCCUUUUUCUGCCAGCCCGUCGGAAGCACCGAGCUUACAACGGUCCCUAGCGCAGUGGUCGCAGCGCAUAGAAAGGAACAGUCCCAGGUUCGAGGUUCGUCGGUUGGAUAUGGCGGUGGCGCGGUUUCCCUAGACGAUCAUCGGGCUACAGCUGCAGAGCAUCUACAAUCCCGAUUUGCAGCGACCUACAUCACAAAAUGA